Molecule: messenger RNA, 2910 nt
Organism: Schistosoma bovis
Lineage: Eukaryota; Metazoa; Platyhelminthes; Trematoda; Strigeidida; Schistosomatidae
Source: the annotation of a GenBank genome assembly
AUGCAUCUCGUGGUUGCUUUGUCUUCGCAUGCACCAAAUGGACUUGAAAACUGUCGACUCGAUCGUCUAAGGUUAAAUCAAAGUCCGGGGACGUCCAUUUCCGACGAGGCAUCAUGUACCUUUGGUUUGUGUGAUAAAUAUGAUCAGUCACUUUGGUUUCGUUCUUACUUAGUUACUGUGGGAGCAGGGUUUUCAACUUCCUAAGUUCUUAAUGCUUGUCAGAGAUGGUCGGGUGUAUGAACAGAUUUGGGUUUAGUUAACUUGAGUAAUCGGCGCAAGUGACCUGUGUUGUGGGAUGGACCAACCAAGACCGUUUAUCCAUACUUCCAGAGAGCAGUCUUCAGCGCAACAUGCUUGUGACCUAUUCGCUCUGCCGAGUCGAUAGGAUGUAGGUGUGUUUGUCUGCACAGAGGAUGAUGCUUGUUAGUUAUCACCUACCCCAGCCUCCAGUUUAAUUGCGUACACCCAGUGUUACACUGUUGAGUAACGGGUUUUCGGCCAACAUAAAUUGGUUGACAAGGUUUCUCCGUAGAUGAUUGUCGAGUGUGGAAAUGCGACAUAGUGUGGUUCGCCGGUUAAGCACAGGUUACCGUCAAACCGCCUUGGUUGUGUAGGACGCCUGGCGACCAAGUUUUGCUACCGAGGCUCCUGUUGGUCAUUUCAUUCCGGUGGCCUCUCAGCUUCUCACUAGUUCCUCGGCGUGACCAUUGUCUCGGGGUAUGCGAGCGGCGUGGGUCUGUCCAGGUAACAGGAGAUGAGCCAAGGAUUUUCGUGGACAUUGAUUGUGUGGAAUAUGGGGAGCCAGUAGGAGUGAGCGUAACUAGAGUCGUGUUAAGGUUCACAGUGUACUCCAGUUGAUAUUAACUGGAAGCCAUUUAGUUAGUCUGUAGCUGGCUGCAUCUGAGAUUGGUAUGCUCCACAUCAAAUACUUGAUUUGAGUAUUGGUCCAGAGUUAUGCGCUGUUGCGCGUAAUUGGUUUGACAUUCUUCCUUAGGUGCAGUAUAUGAUGUGUUAGUCCAGGCCUUAGCUAUGGUGAUCCUCCUAAAAUUACUUGCUUGCAAUCCCGUAAAAUAUCCCAGGGUGCUUAUUAUCCUUGUGGGCUGAGCGUUAGGUAAUAUGAAAUAUCAAUCUAGAGUUGGGCCUUUUCUCAACGAACCGGUAGGUGGCUUGCGAUUAAUUUUGUUGAAACAACCGGAAAUCACAAUCGAUGGAUAAUACACAAGAUAUAGUAGUUAAGAUUGAUGAGAAUAUUAGUGUUGAAGAUAACUUAAACAAAGAACCAACUAAGGGAAGUAGUGGGUUGUUAGUAACAGUUGAAUAUGAAACAGUCAAGUCGGCAUAAAAGAAAUAAGAUUAUCGUGUGGACAUCAGCAGCAGUUAGGCAUCAAAAGUAGAUAAAAUAGUUUGGUCAUGGCUGUAUUCCUCUUGAAAGGAAAGGAGAUUUGCCACAUCUUCCUGCUGUUCGUACAAGCGAUCAGGUGCUCGCCACGAAACCGGGUUCUGGGUUUAGUCCUUGUUGAGGUUGCGGAUGUGAACUGGUGAGGUGUCCCAUACCCAGAUGAAACAGUUGGUCAGCUCUCUUUGGCUUCUAAUAGUUAAGUAUCUGAGGUCAUUCCAUGACAUGCGAUAUUUCUGUUUUCUGCGUGGUAGGCGUGUAGGUUUACCGGAUUCGCUGAUCUAACUUGGCAAGGAUCGCCUUUCAUAAUUGAUAUAAAGCCGUGUCAAUUAAAAGUUAUCACUUUAUUGGAAUACUCCCACAUAGCAUUUAUCUUGGUCCACAUUGAUGCUGUUUCAUUCCUUGUUCUAAUUUCGUCCCUUACCUUUCAUAAUGAGUUGUACUCCUCACGACAUUCUUCCCAUUCCUAAUUAUAAAUUCAUAUUCAUAAUUAUUCUUAGUGCCAUAAUAAUAAGGAUAGUAAUAAUAAUAAUUAUUAUAAUUCAACAAUUAAAACAACGAUUCCAAAAGUAGUUGAGUUCCAUUCCAUGUGGCGGGAUGGCAGAUGCUGAUUCCGAAGGGAUAACAUAAUAGGAAAUGUUGUCCAUUGAAACAUAAUAAUUUCAGAUGUAUAACUGUAGAGCUCGAAGUUGUCGAAAAUCACCACUCACUCUAAUACUCUAUUCUUGAUUAUCAUGCAGGGAUUUUCAUACCAUAUUUGAGUCAUGAGUACCACGUACAUGAUUUGACUUUAUUCGUGUUUGACAAUCAUGAUCACGGUUUGAGAAUCUUUGGUGAACAAACUCAAUUGUUGUUGACCCCGUAUGGAUUUACUGGUCAUUUAAAUGACACUGACGUUGUGAAAAAGAUUACUAUGCUAUAUAAGCAUCUUUCUACUAAUGGAAACAGGUUAUUGUUUGUGUUAUUUAAGUCUGAGUUUCCGUUUUCGCAUACCAACAAUCUACAGUUAUCCAUUUCUUAUUUUUUCCUUUUCUAUUCACUCGUGUAUAAAACACUAAAAAGCAUACUGUUAAGUAUGUUAUUGCUAUUCUUAUGAAUCACAUUGUAUAUCUUUUUUAUAUGCAUAUUUAUUCGGUCGUACAUAUUGUACCUUAUUCGCAUGUGUAUGUGCAUUUCAGUAUGUAUUUGUCCGUUCAUCUUAUUUAUUUGAUAUAAAAGCUGAGUCAAACUUUAAUAAUGUUCUUUGUUAGCAAUGGUCAUUAUCCAUAAUACAUCCAUCUAAUAAGUCUGAUCGUUUGUUUGCGUUUAACAAUAUAUGUGAAAUAUACGUAUCUCGCUACAUUUCGUUCUUGGUAUUUUUAUACCAUUCUUGUACCAAUCGGUUUGUCAAAAUAUUGCACUUAAAAUUUAAUGAGUAUAUAUAUAUAUUUCAAGUGGGGUGCGAUGCGCCACAAAUCCUAUCAGUUGGUUGAGGAACAGUAAAAAUACGUACUUAAAAAUAAUACAAUAAGGGC